Molecule: messenger RNA, 417 nt
Organism: Neltuma alba
Lineage: Eukaryota; Viridiplantae; Streptophyta; Magnoliopsida; Fabales; Fabaceae
Product: glycine-rich cell wall structural protein-like
Exons: 2
Coding region: 1-417 (138 amino acids)
Source: RefSeq, a predicted model, not a curated record
AUGGCUUCCAAAUUGCCCUUUCUUCUUCUUGCUUUCUUUGCUGUUUCACUCCUUAUCACCUCGAAGGUAACAGCUAGGGACUUGUCUGAGUCUUCCUCUAAUCAUGCUAAGGUACCUGAGGUAGAGACAAUGAAACAUGGAGAGGUAGAUGAUGCCAAAUACGUUUAUGGAGGUUACCCAGGAAGUGGUGGGUAUUAUGGCGGUGGUUAUCCUGGUCAUGGUGGUUAUGGUGGUGGCUAUCCUGGCCGUGGCGGCUACGGAGGUGGUUACCCUGGACGUGGCGGCUAUGGUGGUGGCUAUGGGGGAGGAUAUUGCCGAUAUGGAUGCUGUGGCGGAUGGUACGGAGGAAUCUGUAGAAGAUGCUGUUAUUAUGGUGAAGCUGUGGAUGCGCAACUAGAUACUGAAACCCAUUACUAA